Molecule: messenger RNA, 2365 nt
Organism: Verruconis gallopava
Lineage: Eukaryota; Fungi; Ascomycota; Dothideomycetes; Venturiales; Sympoventuriaceae
Exons: 3
Coding region: 168-1832 (554 amino acids)
Cellular component (GO): membrane
Molecular function (GO): sucrose:proton symporter activity
Source: RefSeq, a predicted model, not a curated record
CCUCGCUCUACAACCACUUCGGCCGGUGCAUAUGGACGCUUCAAGCCGCUCCCGUGUCGCAUGGGGUCCUGGUUGCUACCCAGGGAUGAAGCGUCUUCACGGUGGGGAGCUUCUUUCCGCUCGUGCCAUUCAUAGCCAGACAUGUAAGUUGACUUCGUAACAACGUGAUGUAUACGCGAAUAAUUCACAACAAUCUGCUGUGCUCACCUUCGGUCUCUCAGCGGUCCAUCCCACCCCGUCUCCUUGAUUUUUUUUUCGGCCUCAGAAUGCGACCAUUUCGUUUUCCCAGCGUACCAAAAACUCGCUCCCUAAUCAAGUACCACUCACUUGAGGACGGAGACGAUCGACUUUCAAACUAUGGCUACGAUCGACGUAGAGAGCUCUCUGUAUUCAGACUCAUUGCCCUAACCUGUAGUGCGGGUGGUCUUCAGGUUGUUUUGUCUUUGAUCAUGUCUAAUGGCACACCUUUUCUUAUUACCAUAGGUCUGCCUGAAUCCUUGACCGCCGUUGUGUGGGUGGUAGCUCCACUCAGUGGUGUUUUUGUCCAGCCCUAUGUUGGUCUUCUUAGUGAUCAGUGCCAGCUAUCAUGGGGCCGAAGGCGACCAUUCAUACUCGCAGGAGCCGUUGGAUGCGUCUUCUGCAUGCUUGGAUUGGCUUCAUCCAAGACAGUAAUACAUGGAAUAGCCUCAGCGCUGGGGGCCAACCCUUUUUCUACAAUUUCACGAGGCUUUGUUCUUAUGAGCGCAAUCUUAUUCCUCUUUGGACUAUAUAUUUUCAUCCAACCUCUGCAAGCUGGCAUCAGGUCUUUGAUUGUCGACAGUUGUCCAACUCAGCAGCAAAUUAUUGCUAGUGCGUGGGCAUCCAGACUAACCGGCGUUGGAAACAUCAUUGGCUACUUAUUCGGCUUUGUGCCAGUAAGACGUCUCUUUCCAUCUCUGAAUAUCAGUCAAUUCGCAUGGCUGUGCUUAGUCGCCUCCCUAGUUCUAUCUCUAACCGUCAUAUCUACAUGCCAUUUCAUCAAGGAGCAAGACCCUAGAACUCUACCCUCCACAGUGAGCGAAAAGAGGUCCUUCCUUGGAACCAUAAAGCAUAUUCUUUGGAGUGCGAAAACAAUGCCAAAGAAGAUACAGGAUGUUUGCGUAGUCCAAUUCUUUGCGUGGCUUGGAUGGUUUCCUUAUUUAUUCUAUAUCUCAAGCUAUGUUGGAGAUCUUUAUGCUGCUCCAUUACUGGCCAAAGAUAUUUCGUCAAGUGGGCAAGCCUUGAUCAUUGAGGAUGCAGUCCGCCUUGGGUCCCUUGCGAGCUUGGUCUUCUCCAUAUUUGCACUAGUCACAAAUAUGCUCAUACCGUCACUUAUCAAGGACGAGUCGAAGCAUGUUUCUAGUUUGUCACAUCCACUUCGCCGUAUCACGAUGACGAGAGCGUGGUCUUUGUCACACCUGCUGUUCUCCUUUACUCUACUAUCAACGCUUCUCCCUCAGACCCAGACUACAGCUACCAUCAUAGCUUCAGUGAUUGGCAUAUCCUGGGCUUUUACACUGUGGGUGCCUUUUGCACUUAUUGGUCGAGAGAUCGCAGCAAGGCAGGAAUUGAAUGCCAAGGUACUUGAAGGGGAGCUAGAAAUGGAACCUUUGCGACAAGAUCAAGCAGGUUCCAUUAUGGGCUUGCACAACUGCGCGAUUUCAGCACCUCAAAUUCUGGCAGCUCUCGUUUGCGGUUCUAUAUUCUGGAUAUGCCCAAAGAUUGGAGUCCAGGACAGCAUUGGAUGGGUCUUGAGAUUCGGAAGUGUUGGUGGCUUUAUCGCAAGUGCUCUGGCUGCGAGAAUGGAUGCAUAAUGGGGAGAAUUUCAAGACCUCAUUACUUGAUUCUUCCUACAUAUGCGCCACCAAGCCUGAACCCGAGCCACCAUAGGUUUUUACUUUCGUUCUUGAUCUGAGAAGGAAGGUGUAUCAAAAGUCCCAAUGCAGCAACCAGGUCGCCAAACGAAUUCUUUUCAACGAAGGAACUCGCAGCAGAAAUCGAGCACAAGAUGUGUGUCUGAGAUUUAAGACAGAUGUUCUUGUCCUUGGUCUGAUUUCGCCAAGGAUGGCGUUCAUGUCUGUGACGGUAGACGAAGUCUCACAUCGGUUACUGGGAAAACCUUGUCUUCAUGUUCAGCCUUGCUAGCAGGUUUGAGUACAAUAACCUGAUGGUAAUGCAUGCUGACGGCCUUGACAAGAGGUUGUCAAGCGAAGUUUGUAGCUAUUGUGUAUGCACUUCGUUAACGAUGGUUUGACUACAGAGAGAUCAGAAGUACAGAUUAUACGAAGUAUCAUAGAAGCUUACAGUUCAUUUCUCUUUUUUUCCUCGAUUGGGACAUUCACUUGGG